Messenger RNA from Ceratitis capitata (Mediterranean fruit fly), 6916 nucleotides. RefSeq names its product phosphatidylinositol 4-kinase beta (gene fwd). The transcript has 13 exons. NCBI's taxonomy places the organism in Eukaryota, Metazoa, Arthropoda, Insecta, Diptera, Tephritidae. Bases 1235 to 6916 code for a protein of 1893 amino acids. Gene Ontology annotation, cellular component: membrane; cytoplasm. The record is from RefSeq and is a predicted model, not a curated record. Gene Ontology annotation, biological process: phosphatidylinositol-mediated signaling; phosphatidylinositol phosphate biosynthetic process. Gene Ontology annotation, molecular function: 1-phosphatidylinositol 4-kinase activity.
GUUUUGAGUGAAUUGUACUCGUGUACGGUUAUGUGAAAUUUUGUCGGCGCUGAUUUCGAGUAAGUUGUUUUUUGUGUAAAAUUGUUGUUCUGUAAAUAAAUACCGAAAAGUGUAUUGGGUAAAAAUAUUUACCUGCGAAUGGUGUAGGUACAAUAAGAAAAAAGAAAUAUGGUGAAUAAUAAUAGCACGUUUAUGUUUGUUAUUAGUGAGUUUUAAUGCGAAUCCAGCUAAAAACAAUUAAUGAAAUCAAUUCGCCUGCAGUGUGUAAGGAAACCAAAGUUCGUCUGUGUAUUGUUAAGCAUUUUUAAAUGAAUUAUUAAAUACACAAACACAAGUGCCAGUGGUGAACAAACCUUAAGUAUAAACAAGGUUAAAACGAGAAUACAUGAAUUUAACAAAAUGUGUUACUUUUGCGAAUAAAAAAAUGGAAAGCAACUUGAAGAUAAUGCUGAGGUGAGCAAACAAAACGAAGUGAAUUGGUUUUGUGUGUUUAUAAAAGUGUUUUGAAGCGUUUAAAAUGCAAUCAUAUAAAUUUAACAAAGUGUCGAUGAGCACUGUGUGUGUAUAAUGUGUAUAAAACGUAGUGAAAGUUGAGCAAAAAAUAUGGUUUUUUGUAGUGCGGCAAAGUAUACAGAGCUUGUAGUAGUGUAGUUAAAUAGAAGCAACAAUAAACCACGAUAAAAAAAUUGUAUUACAUUGAUCAACAAGAAAUACACAAAACGGAAAUAAAAAUCGUUCGUUUGUGUAAAUUUCAAAGCAAUAAUAUUUUGGAAUAAAUCAGUUAUUUUUGUUUUGGCGCAAAAAGGAGUAUUUCAAGGAUAUUAACAUAACAAUAGUAUUUAUUGAACAAGAUACAUUUGCUAAUUUCCUCAAGAUGCCAGUCGCAGUAUCAGCCAUCUGCUCCACGUGUCGACGUCUAAGGACAACCUGCGAAUAGUUGGUUAUGUAUUAAAACAAAAAUGACUUCUAAAUGACUGCCACCCUUAAUUGCAACUGGAACUGAUUGAUAUUUAAAGCAAAGCAAGAGCUGUGAGCAGCCAAGUGAAAAUGGAUUUAUAAACUUGUCGAACAGUAAAACAUUCAAAAUCUCAUAUCCUCCUAACAUAAAUUUAGACUAUCCAACGAAAAACUCUUUUGAUACUGCAUAUCUAUGUACGACUAAAUCACCGGUGUCUCCCUCAACAGACUUGCAAUACUCAUUUCACUACACACAUACAUACUCAACGCACGCACAAUGAAUUCCGUAAUAUCCGCGUUUAAAACGAAAAAGAACACCGGCAACAGUGCUGCAGCCAGUGACAAAACCGCCACCAGCAGUAACACGCUGAGCGUAGCCAAUGUAGUAAGCGCGAAAAAGAAGGCUGCCGCCAUCAGUGCACAGGACAAUGGUUAUCAGUACCUGCGACAUAUACGCGAAAUUGAAUCUGCAACCAAGAUGCUGUCGCCUGUGGUUGUAGUUGACGACUUCCGACCGCCUUGUGUCGAUGUGGUCGAUCAUGCACCCGCCACGGUACGUCUGUUGGAUACAACACUACCUGCCUCCGACUAUAAUAUGAAUGGUGGCGCCAAGUGCGCGACGUUGAAUGGUGGCGGAGUGGUUAGAAUGUGCACAACAACUACAUCGACCGUAGCAAAUCUCGAAAAUGGCAAUUGCAAUGAGGCCAACAGCACCAGCAACAUACCCGCCAGCAAGACUGCGUUAACAAAUGGGCAGACAUUUAGUCCACCAACGCCUGGUAGUCCGCUACUCGAUGGCGACGAUGAUGAGUCAGAACAUUCAAAUGCAGCAUGCACGAGCAGCUCCAGUGAGCAUAGUAAUAGCACAGUGGUGCAUAGUCCAACGAGUGUGACGCGUGCGGGGACGGGCACGACAGUUGUAGCGCACACACAGCAGCAGCAGCCCAGUCCUGCGAAAAGUCUGCGCAGUAAUUCCUCAACGUCAUCAUCCUCCUCCUCCACCUCCGCCACAUCGUCCGCUUCAAGCACAUCAGCAACUUCAUCGAUUGCCACCGCCGCUAUCUGCAAUUCAGGACUAAGUUCGUGCAGCUCAUCUACCAGCUGUGACGUGACUACGUUAGCCAAUAAUACCGCCUCGCCACAUAAUUCCACGCUAACAUUAUCAUCCACGACCAGCAAUGGCACAGGUUGCAGUGGUGACGCGGCUGAUGUUGCCGUCGCUCCUCACUCGCCCACAGAUCAGUUGAUCAACAACUCGAGCGCCACGGAUGAGGAUUAUGUGCCUGCCUUUCUCAAGUCAGCGCCCGUCACAUUGCCUAUCAUAAUGCCGAAUGGCAACAGCAGCUUGGCAUCGAUGCCACCACACUUUCAGGGUUACGGCAUGAAUGGCGGCUGUGUGGGCGUGGGUGUGGGUAUGUGCGGUGGUACGCCCGUAAACUCAGCGUCGACUACACCGAAGCAUGUGCGUUAUCCCAAACCACGUCUCAGUUUGAGUCGCUUCAUCAAUCAUUCAAUGCCGUCGGUGCAUGGCAGACCGAAUCUGAGCGUGGCAGGCGGCGCGGCGACAGCGAUUGCGGCAGCAGGCGGUGCAGCGGGCACAAAUCCGCCUAAGCGCAUUUCGACGCAUCAGCGGAAUUUGAGCUUGGAUUUUAGGUCAAUGGGCAUUUUAUUGCCACCCGUCUCGCAGGUGACCAAUACACGCAUUAACUUAACACAGCAUCAUCGAAAUCGUAGUCUGGACAGCGCUUUACAGCGCAUACCGGAGGUUGAAGUUUCAUCACCCAAUUCGGAGAGUGAGAAUACAUUCUGCACACCAUCCAUUUUGGGCACUACUAUGUGCUCGAAAAUCGUCACGACUGCAGCAAAUGUAACAGCCGCCUUAACGACUACAACAACACCAGCGCUGACGUCAUCGUUGACACCUUCACCUUCACCGCCACCACCAUCAUCAUCAUUGCUAGCCACCCCUGCACGAGUGUCGACCAUAACAGGUGGUUUAAUGGACUCCACAUCGGUUGGCCCCAUUGCAGCUAUGACCACAGAGCCCACAGCAAGCAAUAGCAAUAACAUCAAUAGCAUUAACAACAUUGGCUGUAGCAGCAGUGGUGUGGUUGGUGUUGCUGGUGGUGGUGCCAUAGCAGUUGUCGAGUCCUGCCCAACGUUGCGUGUACGUCCGAAAUCGAGUGAGGCAUCUGCGGCACGUUGUGGUGUGACGCCGUCGCUUGCAGGUGCGGCAUCCUGUAGUAAUCACAACAACGGCAACAAUAACAACACAAGCAGUAACAACAGCAGCGGCAGCAGCAGUAGCAGUAAGAAACGUGAGGACCUCACCAGUCUUGGUUCGGAUGAUUCAGGCAUAAUUUGUGGUUCCGACUCGGAUCAGCUUUCCCUCAAUCGCAUUCGACACUCGCACGAGUCAUUGGACUCGGGUGAAAUGGACGCCGAGGAGGAAUGCAUUGAUAUGCUCGAAACGACUUCGAUGGACGAGGAGUAUGGUAUACUGCAUUCGGAUUUGAUUUUUUAUCAAUCGGCCGAAACAGACUGUCGCACCUUACGGCCGUCGCGCAAACAAAAACAAAUGCAACAACAGCGUGGACACAACAAACAACCGCAAAAUGAGCUCAGCGAUGCGGAUAUUAUCGGUGCCGCCGCUAGUGGUGACAGUGAUGGCGACAUCGAUGCCAAGGCAGCAGCACAGCUUUCAGAACGUAUGCGUUAUCGUGAAUUGAAUAUGUCACAGGCCGCGCUGAAUUUGGAGCGUGCAAAUAAUGAUACACCUACAGAGCUGGAUGCCGAUCUGGCUACACCCACAGCUGAUACGGUGGACGCGUCAACACCAAUUACAAUGCAGCCGAACACAGCAUCAAACAACGUAGCCGCACAAGUGACACCGGCAACAAAGGCGCAAAAGCCCGCAGAAGCCACAAGUAGUACUGCUGCAGCUGCGGAACCACCAAAGAAGAGCUUCUUUGGCGCCACUAAGAAUGCCAUUUUUCGCACCGCACAAAGUAUACGGGAGAAUCACGAGAAAAAGAAUGCAGCAAAGAAUAAAAUUGAUGAGAAUGCUGCCGGCAAUAGUGGUGGCGCUGGUGCAGCACCAGACCAGGUGAAGUCACCAACUGAUAUUUCCAAGAAGAAGGAGUUCUUCAGCUUAAUCACAUCGAAUCCUAUUAAAAAAGCAGCCGCGGCUGCAGCAGCUGCGGCGGCGGCAGCUACAUCGACGCAGGCAUCCGCUGCGAAUACGCCAACGGCUACACCUUCAGCUGACACGACGCCAGUUGAGCCGAAAUUCCCAACACUGAUGGAAAAUGCGGAAAAGAAAAAAGAGUGUACUAUUGGUGCUACGGAAUGUGUGGAACGUACACUUAACCUUCCCCUACCCGGCCUCGGCGCUUCCCCCUCGUCCACUGCAAUUACAAAAUCUUCUUCCAUCUCUUCGCUAAAUAAACUAAAAGUGCCAGGUGUGGUAAAGUGCUUCAUCAAGGAGCGUCCGACCAACAACGAGCAAACGCAAAAGACUGAAAAAGGUCCCAGUGGACUGCUGAGAUUUUUCGAAUCUCCCGUCUUCAACAUACACUUUGCUAUACACUAUCUAUUCUAUUCGAAAGAACCCGGUGUGCUCAGUUUUAUUGGCAAUAAAAUAUUCAGUUUUCCCGACCAAGAGGUAGAUCUUUACAUGCCACAACUAAUCGUUAUGUACAUACAAAUGGAUGAGCUGGCCGAAGUGCUCGAUCCGUACUUGACAAUACGUUGUCGUAAGUCUGUCGAUUUUUCAUUGAAAUGUCUUUGGCUGCUGGAGUCCUAUAACUAUCAGUUCGACUCAUUGGGUAACGGCACACGUAAGUCACAGUUGGCACUGCUAAAGGAAAUCUUUUCAAAAAAGGAACGCAAAGUACUGAGUAAAUCGGAUGCUAAGGAUCUGCCUCCAGCUGUGGGUGGGACUGUGGCGGUCGCAGCAGUAUCACCGCUCACGAAAAAGACACAUCAUCGCUCGCAAUCCGACGCCACGCUAUUAUUCAGUGAUUCACGUCGCCACCCCUCAUCGAUCACAUUAAGCAUAUCAAAUCGUCAUUAUCAACAGCCGCCAUACACUACACAAACGCUACCGCUGAUACCGCCCAAGCUGUGUCUUGGCGAUCUAACGUCGGGUCGGGCAUUCGACAAUGGCUGCACCUGCUUCGACAGCGUACGUGGACAGGUCAAUGGCUUGUUGGGCCAGAAAACUGUUUGCUCAUGCAACGCACCCAAAACCGCACCCGAGAAGGAGUUCAUGAAAGCACUCAUUAAUGUGGGUAAAAAUAUCACAUCGCUACCGUCCAAGGCGGAGAAAACCUCAGCGCUACGCAUGUUCUUGAACCUGAUCAAUAAGAAUUUACCGGCACGCGUCUGGUUGCCCGUAUUUUCCGACAUUCCACAUCAUGUAGUGCGCAUAACAGAGGAAAAGACUGCGGUGCUCAAUUCCAAGGAUAAGACACCGUACAUUAUUUACGUAGAAGUGGUUGAGGUGCCCGACAUUUACUCAUCACCACUCAUACCGAAAAUGAUGCCAUCACUGCGACACACCAAGAGUGAGGAGCACUUGGAAGGUGCUUGCAGUCAUCCGCACCAAUUGCAUCAGCGCAAUCACAAUCAUGUGAGCUGCAGUCGUACUUCGAGUUGUAGCUCACAUGGUGGCGCUGCUGCAGUAAACGCUUCAAACUCCAGUUCCAGUUGCCGCCGUAAAAAGGAGAAAUUGCUUUCGGAGUCGUCGUCGUCGGUAGCAUCGGAUGCGCAAACUUCAACUGCCGCUGGCGGCGAUGGUGCGCAUGUAUGCAAUGCACAACAAGCAAUGGGUGCCACAAUGGGUGGCCUACAUUUGACAGAGGAUGAUGUGUGGUCACAGGAGGAUGACGAGAUCACCGCACAAUAUAUGCAUUUGCGAAAACUGAGUGAACGUGAUGCCAUAUCACAAAUGUCGCUGGACUCGUGCGAUUCGAGAGAUCAAGGUAUGCCCGUGCUCUUUAAUAUUGGCGAUGUGCGCACACGCCACUGCAAUAAUCUAACCUGCGAGAACACAAAAUCAUUCAAUAAUGAUCCGGAAGAUCCAUCAGCGGCUGCUCUGAAGGAACCCUGGCAUGAAAAGGAGCAACAGAUACGCGAGUCAUCGCCUUAUGGACAUCUCUCCAAUUGGCGUUUGCUGUCGGUUAUAGUCAAAUGUGGCGACGAUUUGCGUCAGGAGCUUAUGGCAACACAGCUUUUGCAGAUGUUCAAAAUCAUUUGGCAAGAGGAACAUGUCGAUCUCUGGGUGCGUCCGUAUAAAAUCGUUUGCUUAUCAAAUGACAGCGGUCUCAUCGAACCAAUCCUCAAUACUGUAUCGUUACAUCAAAUCAAAAAGAAUUCAAAUAAAUCAUUACGCGACUAUUUCAUCGAUGAGUAUGGCUCGCCAGAUGGCGAACUAUUCCGUACAGCGCAGAAGAAUUUUGUACAGAGUUGUGCAGCUUACUGUCUGAUAUCGUAUUUAUUGCAAGUGAAAGACCGGCAUAAUGGCAAUAUUUUACUGCAUUCAGAUGGGCAUAUUAUACAUAUUGACUUUGGUUUUAUACUAAGCAUAUCGCCAAAGAAUUUGGGUUUCGAACAAUCACCAUUUAAGUUAACACCCGAAUUCGUUGACGUCAUGGGUGGCACAAACUCCGAACUAUGGAAGGAGUUUAAUCAUCUAUUGCUGGUCGGCAUGAUGACGGCACGCAAACAUAUGGAUCGAAUUAUUAAUUUUGUGGAAAUAAUGCGAAGCAAUGCACAAUUGCCCUGCUUCAAAAAUGGUUGCUCUGGCACUGUACAGAAUCUCCGUAAACGUUUCCAUAUGAAUUUAACCGAACAGGAAAUGGAGCGUAAAGUCGAACAACUCGUACAGGAUUCGUUGAAGAGUCUCUCCACAAAAUUAUACGAUGGCUAUCAAUAUUAUACGAAUGGUAUAUUGUGA